This is a messenger RNA of Pseudovirgaria hyperparasitica, 2601 nucleotides long. RefSeq lists its product as uncharacterized. The record is from RefSeq and is a predicted model, not a curated record. Gene Ontology annotation, biological process: regulation of transcription by RNA polymerase II. Lineage: Eukaryota; Fungi; Ascomycota; Dothideomycetes; Acrospermales; Acrospermaceae. Gene Ontology annotation, cellular component: nucleus. The transcript has a single exon. Gene Ontology annotation, molecular function: RNA polymerase II cis-regulatory region sequence-specific DNA binding; DNA-binding transcription factor activity, RNA polymerase II-specific. Bases 200 to 2488 code for a protein of 762 amino acids.
CUGAGCACCGUCUGCGCAGUUCUAUUAAUGCAAGGCUCGCACCGCAGCUGAGCCUGUUCUUCUACCGCCACUUUAUCGGUACGAGACGACAGCUGUCCGCACAGCCUCGUUCAAGGAAAAAGCCUCUGCCACGCGUUGUUACGCGUCUGGAACCGAACUCCCGUCCUUCCCGUCUCGCAUCCACCGGAAUCCGUUCAGAAUGAGUUGCAGCACAGGUCGGACUCGGAGUCCACUGUUCGACAUUUACAAAGAUGUAGAUUUCGACCUCUGUCCUGGCCCUGAGGAUUCUGCAAUCUGCGAGCAGCUCGGUCCUCUCACUUCUCUCUCAUACGAACAUCAAAACAUAUUUGGAUCGCCAUGCAAGACCUUCAGAGCUGGCUCUCCUCACAAAUCCUCGGAUCAUCCUUGGAGCUCGCCACGAGCGGAGAAGUUGAGCAGUGUCGACGUUAAUGCUUUCCAGAUAGCACCUCCAGAUUACAUCCGAGUAACAAUGUCUCCAACAAAGAAGAACAUGCCUCCUCCACGAAAGUGCUUGACGCCCGUACGUCGAGCGAAUACAUUAUCAGGUCAUCAGGAGACUAGCCUUGCUGCCAUAUUUCCGCCUCUCCCCGGUCUGGUUGACCAAGAAAACGUCAGACCCACCUCGACCGACGCGAUAUUUAAAUCAAAAUUCGAAAUUGUAAUGGAGAAGAAGCCCAUCGCACAUAAAAGAUCAUUCACUGAUGGCUCUGCCAACCCGCGCAAUGCUAAGAAGCAGAAGGUGCAAGAAGACGAAGGCCCAAUCGAGGUUCCUGAGCCCGAAGACAUGCCCGCCGUCAGUGAUCCCGGUGGCAAGCCAGACUACAGCUAUGCCAAUUUGAUCGGCAUGUCUCUUCUUCGUGCCCCGGGUCGUCGCCUUACGCUCUCUCAGAUCUACAAGUGGAUUUCUGACAACUACAGCUACUAUUCUCCCACCGACUCUGGCUGGCAGAACAGCAUCCGCCACAACCUCAGCCUCAACAAGAACUUCAUCAAGCAGGACCGGCCAAAGGAAGAUCCUGGUAAAGGCCACUAUUGGACUAUCCAGCCAGGCCAGGAGCAUGUUUUCCUCAAAGAAAAGCAGGUGAAACGCCCAGCUAGCAUUUCGCUCCCAAGCAGCAAUGCCCGGCCUUCAACUUCAAGCUCAGCGGUCGCUCCGCCGCCCGCCCCGCUUGCACUUCCGACAAAACACGUCGACGCAAGCAAGUUCCCAACCGAGCAAGAUCUCUCGUCGGACGCCACCAUCCCUUGUUCUGACCCCGCCAUUCACGACGGUCACGACUUCCAUGAUACGAUGCCUCCGCCAUCGCGUGCACUUCAGUCAUCACCGCCUCCUGCAGACAUCCGAUCCUCACCGCCAGCUCCGCCUUCGCGUCACUCAAUCAGAGAUGAAUCGCCGCUCAGACUGCCGCCUCCCCUGUCCAGUCAAGGUCGCGUGGGCACGCAGAAGCGCAAAUGUGGCACACUUGGUGACAGUGGCUACUAUUCUUCAAUUGAGUCGUCGGCUGCCAAACAAAGGCUUCCGCAAUGGCCACUCACAUCAGAAGGCGAAUACGACCUGCCUCCUCGCUCGCUGAAGCAGGGCCGAGCCGAAUUAGAGAUUGCUCGCAUUCGGAGCUCUUCUCACGACAGUCCUCGAAAGCCUGCACUACUCAAGAAAUCUCUCACCUUUGACUGGUCUUCUCCAUUCCGUCCGUUCGAUAAACACAUCAAGCGUGGUGCCCCACUCACUCCGCCCGUCAUCUUCAAGCGGCCAGCAAUCCCUCCAGCCUCUGCUUCUCCAAAUACCAACCUCGCCAACCACCGACAUCGCAUUGCUGCAAUGCAAUGCUCACCGGAACACGUCAAGCUCUUUCAAGACAUUGCUGUAGCGUCACCGUCCGAGAACUUUACACUUUACGAAGACCAUGCCAGCUUUGAUGCUGCGUUUGACGUCUUUAACCAGGAUGACUUCUCUACCACUUUCGCUGCUCGAGGAUCUCCCGAGAAGCGAUCCGUAAAGCGACCCAGGCUCUUUGAACGCGCCACAACCUCAACCGGACCCCUCGCCACAAUCACCGGAUCCAAGGCCAAUCUCCACUUGCUGUCCAGCCCAAACAUAAUGUCAAGCCCAAGCAAGUUUCUCCAAGAUCCUGAUGAGCUUGCCGAUCCACACUUCUUUGACACACCAAAGGUACUCAAGCCAGCUCCACGUUUGACUUCGGCGUCAAAAGGGUCCAUCUCAUUUUCCCCUCUCUCUUCCAGCAAGGAAAACCUGUUCAGGAGUACCAAGAAGUACAACCGUGCCGCAGACCUCGGAGAUGAUCUCGCAAUGUUCCCUGACCUCGCCAGUGACGGCUCCGAGGAAGGCUGCGAUAUCAUGCAAGGCUUCCAGAAGAUUGGCGCCCGUCCUAUGUGUGUUGCUGCCAAUGGCAGCCCUGUGAAGGGUCCAAGACCUACUUUUGGACGUUCCACUACCCCUAUGUUCUAAAUUCUCUACACACUUCCCCAUUUUGCGGACAGAACGCAAACUCAUCCUGAGCUCUUUCAAGCCGUACUUCACCGCAACGUUGGAUGGCAGUCGUGUGGCCACCAGUGGCAUGU